AUGGCUUCGUCCUCGGGGAUGAAGGAGGUAGAACCAGAAACAACUAACAUGAUAAACAAUAUUAAAAAUGUAACCGUUCUGAUAAACGACUCAACUGAAAAGGAAGGAAUCGGGGUGAAGGAUCAAGAAGAAGAAGCAGUGUGUUGGGUGGAAGAAGGGGAGGAGGAUGAUGACGCACGGGUGGAGUUAGGGCUCGUCGGGAAAAUAUGGACAAAGCGACGAAUAAAUGCAACUGCUUUUAUGGACACCAUGAAAUUAGUGUGGCAACCUAGCCAUGGUGUCGAUAUAAGUAGUCUGGGAGAUAACACUUUUGUAUUCCAAUUCCAUCAUUGGCGUGACAAGAAUAAAGUGGUUGAGGGCCAACCAUGGCAUUUUGAUAAUCAUGCCAUCUUAAUGGGAGACAUUGAAGGAAAUGUUAAACCAUCAGAUAUGGAGUUGUUUCAACUACCUAUGUGGGCGCGAAUCUAUAACCUGCCAUUCAAAGGGAGGUUAAAUAUGAAGAAUGUCGAGGCUAUCGGAAAAAAAUUAGGGCAAUUCGUGAAAAUGGAUAUGUCAGGAUCGUUGGGAAUUGAUAAAUCUAUGAGGAUGCGGGUUAACGUUGAUGUUAGGAAACCGCUAGUGAAAGCAGUGAAAGUGCAAAUGCGCGGUGGAAUGGAAGACCUAUUUGAAGUAAAGUAUGAAAGACCCCCAUUUUUCUGUUACUAUUGUGGUAGAUUGGGGCACGGAGUAAAAGAUUGUCAGGAGUGUGGUGAUGAAUUGGAGCCGAAAAUGAAUUAUGGAGGCUGGCUGAAAGCAUCUCCCUGGAGGAGAAGUGUGAGGGAAGUGGAUACGCAUGGGGGAGGGGAUAGUAAGCAAUGUGCUCGGCGUUUAUUUAUCACAAAACCCAAGGAAAUUCCUCGGCCUCCAGUACAGCAAGUUAAUGAAGUCCUUGAGAAGUUAAAUGGGUGUGCCAUUAGAGACACCAACAGUGAGGGGCAAGUAGAGGUAACUAUGGAGCAAACAGGUGCUACAGGAAAUCAAAUUUGUCACAACAACGACAGUUUGGGAACAAACGAGGAAAGUAGAGAAGAUAACUGGGAGGUAGGAGGGAAGGAAGUAAUGAUCAACAUGGUCGAGCGAGGACCCGAGAGGGGAGACAGCUGGGAAAAAUAUGAAGGUGUGGAUCUUGUGAUGGAAGAGUUCGUAGGAGGUAGAAAAUGGAAACGAGCCAGUAGGAAGGGUGAUGGGGUGAAUAAGAAGGAGAAGCAGAUUAGUGGGCAAAGAAGAAAGGAGAAGGGAGAAGAUUUAAAAGCCCACGAGGAUGUGAUGGAUACAAGGAAAAAACCAAAGAGUGUGGACACGAUGGUGGACAAUGGGAGUUCUACUGAAAUUCAAGACAUUAAGGUGGCGAGCCCCACGCAAUGGGCUCUUGGUGCACAAUGA
Messenger RNA from Beta vulgaris subsp. vulgaris (sugar beet), 1422 nucleotides. RefSeq lists its product as uncharacterized. The transcript has a single exon. Lineage: Eukaryota; Viridiplantae; Streptophyta; Magnoliopsida; Caryophyllales; Amaranthaceae. Bases 1 to 1422 code for a protein of 473 amino acids. Gene Ontology annotation, molecular function: nucleic acid binding; zinc ion binding. The record is from RefSeq and is a predicted model, not a curated record.